GUCAAAGAAGAAAUUUAAUACUUCUUUGUCCAAAAACAAAAAUAUUGAGCUGAGUGCGAAAGAUCAGCAUCCAUCAGUGACCACACUAACACAAACCCCCCACCACCAACAAUGGCAGAACCCCCGUCACCACCAUCACCACCACAACCACCACCACCAGCGCAAUCCGUUUCACCGGAAAACGACGUCGCAAUGUCCCCCCAUAACCUCGACCUCCAAAACUCCUCCGAAGACCCUGACUCCUCCUUCCCCACCCAAACGACACCCGAGCCCGCCGUUCCAGACUCCCCGGACUCCACCACGACCCGACCCGACCCGAAUCCACCUCCGCGGAAACGACGCCGUCGAAAGAAGUUCUUCACGGAACUCACCACCGGGACCUCUACGCGCCGAAACGACGUCGCCAAGGACUGCGACGUGGAAGCCCUAAUCGCGAUCUCGGUAGGGUUCCCCGUGGACUCUUUAACGGAAGAAGAGAUUGAAGCAAACGUGGUUUCCACCGUCGGAGGCUCCGAACAAUCCAACUACAUCGUCGUCCGAAACCACAUAUUGGCGCGUUGGCGGUCCAACGUUUCGGUCUGGUUAACCCAUGACCAGGCCCUCCGGUCGAUCCGGUCCGAACACAAGGGUUUGGUCGAAACCGCUUACCGGUUCCUGCUGGAGCACGGUUACAUAAACUUCGGCCUCGCGCAUGAGAUCAAAACCCUAAAGCAGAAACCUUUCGAUGGGUCCGACCGAGGAACGGUGAUUGUGAUCGGUGCCGGGUUCGCGGGUUUGGUUGCGGCGAGACAAUUGGUGUUUAUGGGGUUUAAAGUUGUGAUUUUGGAAGGUAGGACCCGACCCGGUGGGAGGGUUAAGACUAAGAAGAUGAGUGGUGAUGGGGUUGAGGCUGCAGCGGAUUUCGGUGGGAGUGUCCUCACUGGAAUAAAUGGGAACCCUCUUGGGGUUCUUGCUAGGCAAUUGGGUUUGCCUUUGCAUAAGGUGAGGGAUAUUUGCCCUCUCUAUUUGGCUGAUGGGAGGAGUGUUGACUCUGAGGUUGACUCUAGGGUUGAGGUUUCGUUUAACAAGUUGUUGGAGAGGGUUUGUAAGCUGAGACAGGCGAUGAUUGAGGAGGUGAAGUCGGUGGACGUGCCGUUGGGGACGGCAUUGGAGGCAUUCCGAAGGGUUUAUAAGGUGGCUGAGGAUAAGGAGGAGAGGAUGUUGCUGAAUUGGCACCUUGCGAAUUUGGAGUAUGCGAAUGCAACUCUCAUGUCGAAUUUGUCGAUGGCAUAUUGGGAUCAGGAUGAUCCCUAUGAGAUGGGUGGUGAUCAUUGCUUCAUUCCUGGGGGGAAUGAGAAAUUUGUUCGUGCAUUGGCGGAGGAUUUGCCGAUUUUCUAUGGGAGGACUGUAGAGUGUGUGAAGUAUGGGAGUGAUGGGGUGCUGGUUUGUGCUGCUGGGCAGGAGUUUAGGGGGGACAUGGCGCUUUGUACCGUGCCAUUGGGGGUGCUAAAGAAGGGGGAUAUUGAGUUUGUGCCUGAGCUUCCUCAGAGGAAGAAGGAUGCUAUUCAUAGGUUGGGGUUUGGGUUGUUGAACAAGGUUGCAAUAUUGUUUCCUUAUAAUUUCUGGGGUGGGGACAUUGACACGUUUGGUCAUUUGACUGAGGAUUUGAGUAUGAGAGGGGAGUUUUUUCUGUUCUAUAGCUACUCCUCGGUGUCUGGGGGCCCGCUUCUGGUUGCGCUUGUUGCUGGGGAGGCUGCGAUUAGGUUUGAAAUGAUGUCGCCGGUGGAGUCUGUGAAGAGGGUGUUGGACAUUCUGAAGGAUAUUUUUAAUCCAAAGGGGAUUGUUGUUCCGGAUCCAGUUCAGGCGGUUUGUACUCGGUGGGGGAAGGAUCACUUUGCAUAUGGAUCUUACUCUUAUGUUGCGGUUGGAUCUUCAGGAGAUGAUUACGAUAUUCUUGCAGAGAGUGUUGGAGAUGGGAGAGUGUUCUUCGCUGGAGAGGCAACUAGCAAACAGUAUCCUGCGACUAUGCACGGCGCGUUCCUCAGCGGAAUGAGAGAGGCUGCAAACAUUUUGAGAGUGGCAAAGAGGAGGUCUUCGAUGACUAUUGAUACAACAAAAAGUGUCAACCAGGAGAAUGAUGAUUUGAACAAAUUAUUUGUGAAACCUGAUCUGACAUUUGGGAGCUUCUCUGCCUUGUUUGAUCUAAAUUUGAAUGAUCAUGAUUCCAGUUCAUUACUGAGGGUUAAAAUUGGAGGAGUUGUGUUGGACUCUGGCAGUCUUUAUCUUUAUGCCUGGCUUUCAAAGAAGCGGGUCAUUGAGUUGAGUCAGGUGGAGGGAGAUGAGAACAGGAUGAGAAUGUUAAACCGCAAUUUUGGGGUGAGUUUGGUUGGGAGGAAGGGUUUAAGUAGUGCUGCUGAAUCUCUUAUUGCUAACAUAAAACUUUCUAGACCCAACUUUAAUGAAGCGGAAAAUGGCCUUAUGGCUGAGAAGGAAAAUUCUUAGUAGCAUCUUAUAGAGAAUAUACCUCCGUGCUCAGUUAACUGUAUUAAACACAUUUUUCUGUUAAAUUCAAUUAGUUUCUGACCAUUUUUUCCCCAUUGUUAGCCAUUUUUCCCGAUGAUGUUCCAUAAUGAACAAAUUGAUUUGGCUCU
Glycine soja is the source of this 2630-nucleotide messenger RNA. Its product is annotated as lysine-specific histone demethylase 1 homolog 1-like. NCBI's taxonomy places the organism in Eukaryota, Viridiplantae, Streptophyta, Magnoliopsida, Fabales, Fabaceae. Bases 112 to 2481 code for a protein of 789 amino acids. Gene Ontology annotation, cellular component: nucleus. The transcript has a single exon. The record is from RefSeq and is a predicted model, not a curated record. Gene Ontology annotation, molecular function: oxidoreductase activity; protein binding.